Messenger RNA from Monomorium pharaonis (pharaoh ant), 8153 nucleotides. RefSeq names its product E3 ubiquitin-protein ligase SMURF2 (gene Smurf). Lineage: Eukaryota; Metazoa; Arthropoda; Insecta; Hymenoptera; Formicidae. Gene Ontology annotation, biological process: negative regulation of BMP signaling pathway; ubiquitin-dependent protein catabolic process. The transcript has 12 exons. The coding region runs from base 716 to 3577 and encodes 953 amino acids. The record is from RefSeq and is a predicted model, not a curated record. Gene Ontology annotation, molecular function: ubiquitin protein ligase activity; protein binding.
UAACCAAAUUUUAAUUAACUUAACCAACGUUUAAUUACACAACAUUUAUCAAAUAAUAGUUAGAUAAUGAAAAGAUGAAUAGUUAGAUAAUGAAAAUCACAAUUUGUAAUUUUUACAAACUAAUUACUGAUUCAUUUAAAUAUGUUGAAUAAUAAUUUAACUAAUUAAAGUUUUAUUAGUCAAAAUUAGUCCAGAAAUAUUCUUGUAUGCUUUAUUUUUUAUUAAAUAUCAAGUAAGUAAAUAUAUUUGUGAUAUUUCCAACACAAAAUGGUGAAAUUCAGAAUAUUUAAAAACAUAAGAUACACACUAUUUUCCUCUAAUUUUAGAUUUCUAGUGGAUAUCUAGUUUCGUUCUCCAAUAUAGAAAGUUCCCAUCGUGCGCGUUGUACAACUGCGGCACUACCAACAAGCAUAACACGGUUCGUUCGAUAUAUCGAGACAAAGCUACCACAAUGGCCGUGGUCAAUUAAAGUACUGCUAUAAAUAAAUUUCUCUUCUCUUCCCCCCUAUUUAAUUUCAACCCUCUCCAUCUUACAUUUCGUUCAAUCAUUUACUUUUGUCUACUAUGCAAAGUAUUUAUAAAAAAUUACAUUAUGCGGACUGAAAAUCUGUCGAAAGUGUCUGCAAAGUUCGAAUCGAUCGAGUCAAAUCGAUAGUGCGUUCGACGAGCGACCGUUCGCACGCGCUUUCGUAUAUUCCCGUAUAUAUGUGUGUAUAUGUGUGGUGCGGGCGAGCAACGAACACCGUCGCCGUCGCGCGUUCUCUUGGCAGGGGACACCAGCCCGCACUUUAUUUGCCAAUUACGGCGCCGAUGCGCGGCACGGGACGUUAAAUGUGCGUGCAGGAUGUCGAAUCCGGGCGGUAGCAGGAGGAACGGGGCCAUGAAGAUCCGUUUGACGAUUUUAUGCGCCCGUAAUCUCGCUAGGAGGGAUUUAUUUCGUUUACCCGACCCUUUUGCUAAAAUAACUGUCGAAGGCUCUGGACAAUGUCACAGUACAGAUACGUGUAAAGCCACUCUUGAUCCUAAGUGGAAUCAACACUAUGACCUAUAUAUCGGAAAGAACGAUGGGAUCACCAUAUCCGUGUGGAAUUACAGAAAAUUCCAUAAGAAACAAAACGGAGGGUUUCUGGGAUGCGUACGCAUAUUAUCAAACACUAUCCAAAGACUUAAGGAUACAGGAUAUCAACGUUUGGACUUAUGCAAAGCUCAUUCCGAUGACACGGACGUUGUUAAAGGGCAAAUUGUCGUGUCCCUUAUGUCACGGGAUGGCCAUAACGGUGCAGUGAGCAAUACGGUCGGUCAUAACGCCGUGGUCGACGUGCUCGGAGAUCUGAGCUGUCCAAAUGAUCUACCGGACGGUUGGGAGGAAAGGAGAACGGAAAGCGGUCGACUUUACUAUGUGAAUCAUCACACGAAGAGCACGCAAUGGAUUCGUCCGAACGCACGGCCUAACAAUGCUAUUAUACCAACGACACCGGAACCACCGCCCUUGUCGGAGCCUACGUCGCCCAGCAGUAGCGCGAGCUCACCGAACGUAAGAAACGAAGACAGUCCCGCGAGACACACGUCACCCGAGUGGACCGGCGGAGACGGCACCCCGAGCCAUACACCCAGCCGGGACAAUUCGACUCAAAGUACCCCGAGAAAUACACCGACGCAGCAGCAACAGCAGCAGAGCCGCAAUCAGCAGCAGAACCAGCACAACGUGAGGAACACGACGGCAUCGUCUCUGAGGGAGCGGCGCGUCGUUAGAGGAAUCGACGAACAAAACGGCAAUCAAAACGGAAGGAUAGAACGUGGCCUUAACAGCGGCGGCCAAGUACGAAGGCCUACUCGCGGCAACAGGAACAGAAAUAGCGUCAUGUCGAGUAGCGACAGACGAACCGAUCCGCCGCAGCCGUCGGAUCUACCUCGUGGCUACGAAAUGAGGAAAACUCAGCAAGGCCAGGUAUAUUUUUACCACGUGCCGACUGGAUCCUCCACUUGGCACGAUCCGAGGAUUCCGCGCGACUUGCAAGCUAACGAAUUGACGAACGAGCUUGGUCCGCUUCCCAGCGGAUGGGAAAUGAGGCAGACCCAAAGCGGACGGGUAUACUUCGUGGAUCACAAUAACAGGACAACGCAGUUCACCGAUCCCAGGCUGUCCACUCAGAUAAUAAGCAAUCUACUGAAUAGGAGGCAAAAUAACAACGUGAACACUCAAAUCGCGAAUAAUGCAAACAAUUCGGUGACGAGCGAGGCCGCUGAGGCUGAAUCAACGAAUGCAUCGGUGGUACAGCCUAGCACGCCGCAGCAGCCAACGAGAAGUGAAAAUGGAAGUAACAACAAUUCUCCCACGAUGGAAAACGUCCCGUCCCACAAUGCUCAAACAGUAUCGGAAUUGCCGAAGGAGCUGAUGGACAAUGAGCUCCUUCCGAAAUACAAACGUGAUUUAGUAGCAAAGUUAAAAUGCCUUCGAGCGGAACUGAAUGCUCUUCAGCCUCAGAGUGGACACUGCAGAUUGGAGGUGUCGAGAAACGAAAUAUUCGAAGAAUCGUACAGAUUGAUAAUGAAAAUGCGUCCGAAAGAUAUGCGCAAAAGGCUCAUGGUCAAAUUUCGCGGCGAGGAAGGUCUUGAUUACGGCGGUGUCGCACGCGAAUGGUUAUACUUGUUAUCCCACGAGAUGCUGAACCCGCAAUACGGACUCUUUCAAUACUCGAGAGACGAUAACUAUACGUUACAAAUUAAUCCGGAUUCAGGGAUAAAUCCAGAACACUUGUCGUAUUUCCAUUUUGCCGGAAGGAUUAUAGGCAUCGCCGUUUUUCACGGUCAUCACGUUGACGGUGGUUUCACAACUCCGUUCUAUAAAAUGUUGCUUAAUAAGGCUAUAACUUUGAGCGAUAUAGAAGGAGUCGAUCCGGAACUGCACAGGAGCCUUACAUGGAUGCUGGAAAAUAGCAUAGACGGCGUGUUGGAUGCUACCUUUUCCGUCGAGCACAGCAGUUUCGGCGUACUGAAGAAUCACGAGCUAAAGCCGGGCGGUAAAGACAUUCCGGUGACGGAAGAAAACAAGAGAGAAUACGUCCGCUUAUACGUAAACUAUCGAUUUAUGCGCGGUAUCGAGCAACAGUUCUUAGCGUUACAGAAAGGAUUUCACGAAUUGAUACCUCCCCUGUUACUGAGACCAUUCGACGAGCGCGAAUUGGAGUUAGUUAUUGGCGGUUUGGGUACCAUUGACAUAAACGAUUGGAAGAUGCAUACUCGGCUUAAGCACUGCACGCCCGACACGCCGGUCGUGCAGUGGUUUUGGCAGAUAGUGGAAUCGUACGGUGAAGAAAUGAGGGCGAGGUUGCUUCAGUUCGUCACCGGCAGCUCCCGAGUUCCGUUACAAGGAUUCAAGGCUUUACAAGGAUCGACAGGAGCAGCGGGUCCACGGCUCUUCACGAUCCACGCCGUUGAUGCCCCGAGCGAGAAUCUACCAAAAGCGCAUACCUGUUUCAAUAGAAUUGACAUACCACAGAAUUAUCCGAAUUAUCAAAAGAUGCUUGACAAGCUUACGCAGGCGGUUGAGGAGACUUGUGGCUUUGCUGUCGAGUAAUAUGGUACGGUUACUGCACGAUUUUUAUUACGCUAACGCAUAUUUCGGCAAUAAUCAAUUCCCACAAUAGACGUUCUAUAAAUAUCGUUAAUAAAAUGAAGAGGAAAUUAUUUAUUUUCUAUACAAAACAGCGAGAAGUAAGAAAAUCCAGUGAGUCUUACGAAAGAAAAUUAAUAUGUGAGUUAUCAGCGUCAUUGUUUCACAUAUCACAAAUAUCUAAGUAGCCUUGCAAUUACCAACUUUACAUAUCUUGCACAUUUCAUGAUAUAUAUCCCUCUUUGAACGUAAAUUUUUGUAACGUAAAUUUGAGUAACAAUUUUUAGGAAACUAGUUAUGUCGGCCUUUAGAUAUUACGCGGUUAAAUAAUUCAAUUUACGGGGAUUAUUAUUCCUCUCUUCAGUGAAAAUUAAUUAAGCUCUUUUUUACUUAUGCACAUAUACACGUUUAUCAAAGUUCUUAUCGACUCACAUAUUUCUAUAAAAUAAAAUCAUUAUUUCCAUUUAAUUCGUUGAAGUUAGUUUUACUAUUUUAAUUAUGAUAUAAAUAUAAGAUAAAACAUGCACAAAGUAUUUCUGGAAGAAAAAAAGUUAUGAUUAUUAUUCUUCCGAAAGUUAUGUGUGAUUAUUACUAUACAAUGUUCAUACUGUACAGAUUUUUAUUAAAACACGUAUUUACGUAAAAGAAUCUCGACGUUAUGAACGUAGCAAUAUAUAACAUAAGGAAUCAAUUCGUAUUUACAAAUUUUCAAUUUCACUUUAAAGCAAAUAUCAUUGCACAGUCAAUUAAUUCCAUAUCAACUAUCUAUUGGAUAAUAGGAUUUAGUAUCGUGAGCGUGAAGUGCAUAUAUGUAUAAAAUUCGCUCAUUCGUAGAGGCAGACAGCAACUAGACACGAUGCUGAAAAUCUAGUAUUUAAAAACGUAUUAUUGGGCUUUGUUGUCCAAGGGCAGAAGCAGAGAGUUUGUACAUAUGUAUAAUUCUGAACGCAAGUGUUAAACGAAAAUUGUUAUAAUUUAUAAAGAAUAUAAGGACAAUAAAAGAUGAAGAUAAUAUUGAGAUAUAUCUUCAAUUAGACAUCGAAUCUUCAAUUUAGAAUAACAGAUAUAAAAUAUAUAAAAGCAAAAAAAUGGUAAGCGAAUAGAUAUUUUUAAUAUAUUAUAUUUUUCUGAUAAUUUCCUAUUGAUAUUCUCGUUAUUCUCACAAAAAUAAUUAAUACUUUGAAAUUAUCAAUAUUUUAUUCUUUGAGAUUGUAACACUUUCGUUCGGAGCUGUUGUAACGCAAUCGACAAAACUUUAUUGUUGUGCAACCUGUGCGACAAACAGACCAUUGUUGCUUGUUAAGAGUUAAUAUCACCGAAAGCGUUAGUAAGAUGUAAAUAAUUUAUUAGAGAUUAAUAUAAUAGAGUAAUAUGUAAUAUCGUUUCACGUGCAGAUCAGAUAGUGAUCGUCAUGCGCUGAUUUUAACAUUGACAAAAUCGUGUGUAUAUUAGCUUUAAUUUAGAGCACACUCUCUUAUUUAAGGAAAGAGUUCAUUCGACGGGUUUAUGUAAGCUUAAAAAUGUUUCGAUCGAACUGACUCUUUUGUUUGAGAACUUCACGAAACAUGACUAUAUCUUACUAAACUGCUUUUAGUAAGCUAUGGCGCUAUCUUUUUAUUUAUCUCACGAAGCUUUCAUUUAGUUCAGCAUAUGACGCUGUAAAAAUAUCUAAUGCAUGGAUCAUUAUUUUUGUAUAAUUAUUAUUGCAUUAUUAUAUUUGUAUUAUGCACAAAACUGUGAUGAAACAUAUCGUAGAUGAAAUUAUGCCAGUGGAAAGAAAAUUUAAAAUCUCACUUUUCGAUUCUAAAGAAUUGAUGUGUAAUUUAACAUUUACUUGAUACACACGAUAUUAUUGAAAUCAAUAUAUAUUUAUUAAAUCUUUUUCGAAAGAAAGCAUCUCUACACCUUGCUUGAGUUAUUCGAAGUAUCAUCCGUUUUCAGUGUCUGAAACACGGUCUGAAUACUAAGCGCAUUGUUAUAACGGGAAACGUAACUAUUACGACUCAAGUAGGAUAAUUUAAUAAAUACAGCUGUUAACGUUAAACUAACGUUAUUACUCGUAUAAACGGACACUUCUAGCGAUGUCUAUAUCUGUUGCCUUAAUUUCAAAUGUACACGAACUUUUGUAUGCAAUUACUUCACGGAAUGCAGACAAUGCCUCGAUAUUCUAUGAGCGACGUAAUAUGCUAAAGUAAACUACAAAUUUUUGAUGGAAUGUAUAACUAUGCUACAAAUAUGUAAUUAAGGAGAGAAACUAUUUUCAGUAUCUAAAGAUCGCGAUUAACAUCAGGGCAAUUAAGAAAGUUGACCAAGAUACAGGAAAGUUUCAGUGAGAUUUUAUAUUCCUCAUUAAACAAUGAGGAAUAAUAAAGUUUUACUUUUCCAUUUGAAAAAAAUUUUUUAUAUCACAUUUGUCUUUUGUUAUACAUUCAACACAUAAUUCUAUCAGAAGAAAUGUGAUAUAUCUUUUUGUCUAAUUUUCUUAUUGCUUUCUGCAAUCGUUAUCUUGUCGAUAUAGCAAUAAAGGCCUUGAAAGUGCCUUGUGAUUGACGUUAAUGAUGCUGCAAAAGUAUAUUUAUAAUAUUUUCACAAAUAAUACAAAUUUUAUUCUCCUUUCUUGAAAAUAUAUUUAAAUAGAUGCACACACACACAUAUACAAAUUUAUAGUUAAUAUGUUACAAUUGUCAAUUUAUAUGACGACCAUAUCACGUUUAGUUGUAAAAUAACAGAGUAAUAAUAAGAAUAUGGCUCAAGUAAAAAAUAGCCAAAGAAAUAUCCUGAAAAAUAAAAUAUUUUUGACUAAUAAAGAUUUUUUAUUUAAAUAAUAAUAUUUUUACUAAAUUAUUGUGCAUUGUAAUGUUUGAAUUAUUCUUUAUCAUGUUAAUUAUCUUUUUUUAGAAUAAUUCUUUUAUAAAAUUGCAUUUUAUGUACGUAUCAAUUUUGCUCAAUAUCAAAGAUUAAAUAUACUAUCAGAAUAUUUCUUGUGCAUACGUAUACUUUACAAAUUAUAAUUCAUUUAAUAACCGGUUUAUUUAGAAAUUUCCGUCUAAUAAAAAUUAUAACGUUAUUUGACAAAAAAAUUACUCUGUUAUUCAUUGAAUAAAAGAAAUCUUUAUAUUAUAGAUUAUACACGGAAAGAACAGUUUUAAAGUAUCUAAAAUUUUAGUUAAAUACAAUAAUUUUGUUGAAUGAUUAAAAUAAUUAUAUAAAAAGUUAGAAUGAUAAAUGAGGCAAGAAGAAUAAUAAUGAGCAAUGUUACAAAAAAUUUUAAAAUUCUAGCGAUUGGGCAUUUUGCAUAAUUAUUUUAAAGAUCUAAUAAAAUUAUUUUUAGAUCUAUAUUCAACUAAAUUUUUAAAUUUUUAGUAAACCUAUUCUUUCCGAGUAUUAAAAAAAUAGAGAAAUUAUAAAAGAGUAAAAGGAGAGAAAAAAAUAUCAAGAAUGACAAUAUUUAGAUUCACACAAAAUAUGUACAAAGGAAUAUAUUACAUAUUACACAUUGCACAAAAUAAUGUUGCUCGUAAAAGAAGUGACUAUAAAGAAAUUUGCGGAUCAGCAAGAUAUGCAAAUUAAAAUAAUAUCUUAAAAACCUGUAGUUUGAUUUAUUUUGGAUUAUUAGGUGACUAAAGUCACUCAUGAACUCUUUAUCGAUUCAUUCUGCUGAUUCUACAAGAUCAGUUACAUACGAGAAAGCUUAUACGAAAUAUGUACACAAAAUGAUGUACCUGUUUACAGAAAUAACAUGCUUUUGUUGAACGUACAUAGAUAUAUAUGUUAAAACUUUGCAGUCGAUACAACGAUAUCAAUAAAGAGUUAAAUAUUAUGAGAAAAGUGCGUAGAAAAUAAAUUUGCAAUAAAUUGUAGAGACUGUUUUUUCCUCUAAUAUAGCCUUUGUUGACGUCAAAAUAUCCGUUAGUAUUUGAAGCAACUUAUUUCUUUUCUAUUUACAAAUAUGAGUUAAUUUAAUAUCAAAAAGUUGAUGAAAAAAGUAAUGAGAAAUUUGAGCUCUUGUUCAUAAACUAAAGCCUUUGGCACACGAUAUGAUUGUUGAUGCUAAAUCGCAUACGAGACAUCUUAUUACGUGUCCUGAUUGGCUUGAAUGAUUAUAUUACCCAAUCAUAAGACGCCUCGUAUGCGUGCUAGCAUGAAAAAUCGUAUCGUGCUGAAGACAUAAGAUUUAUUUAGCAGUUUUAAAUUGCAAAUUUUUGCAAAUUAUAAAUUAAUAUAUAUGUAUCUUAAUAUAUAUCGUCUUUUAUAAUUAAGUUAUAAAUAAUUGCCUUCUUUGUAAUUUGUAAUUAUAAUGCGAGAUUAUGCGUACUCAAUUAUAUCACUGCGGAUGUAUUAUUAUUAUUAUUAUUAUUAUUAUUAUUAUUAUUAUUAUUAUUAUUAUUAUUAUUGUCAUCAACUAAUAUCAUUUGUUACUAUCAUCAUUUAUUGCACAAGCCUUUCAAGAAACAAGUGUAUAUAUAUCUUUUCCUUUUGUAUUCCGGACGAAAUGUAUAUUUUAAUAAAAUAUCCAAAAUAUGGAAUCUUCUAAUGUUAA